Messenger RNA from Mesitornis unicolor (brown roatelo), 1296 nucleotides. Its product is annotated as nesprin-3-like. Gene Ontology annotation, cellular component: cytoplasm; meiotic nuclear membrane microtubule tethering complex; nuclear outer membrane. Gene Ontology annotation, molecular function: actin filament binding. The record is from RefSeq and is a predicted model, not a curated record. NCBI's taxonomy places the organism in Eukaryota, Metazoa, Chordata, Aves, Mesitornithiformes, Mesitornithidae. Gene Ontology annotation, biological process: nuclear migration.
GAAUGCAAUGACUCAGCAGCUACAGGAUGAAUUUGACAGUAGUGUGGAGAAUGCAGAAGUGUGGAUGAAGGCCAUCCAAGAGAGACUGAGAAUCAAUGACAACACCAAGGGACCUCGAUCUGCCCUAGAAGCCAGACUGCGGGAGACUGAGAAAAUACGUGCGCUGGAACCAGAAGGCAGCUUGAAAAUGGACUUGAUCCUUGUGAAGGCAGAUGCUGCUCUUCGCAGCAUCAGUGAGGAUAAGAAGCAUGAGGUUCUGUCUAAACUGAAAGACAUCAAAGCCUUGUGGGAAGAGACAGCCAUAUACAUUACACACUGCCACAGCCGUAUUGAGUGGGUCUGGCUGCACUGGAGUGAGUACCUGAAAGCCCAAGAUGAGUUUUACGCAUGGAUUCACAACAUGAGGGUGACCUUGGAGCCUGACAUCGAGUUGCAGCUUGGCUUAAAGGAGAAGCAGUGGCAGCUAAGCCACGCUCAGGUUCUGCUGAAUGAUGUCUUAAAUCAGUCAGUCCUGCUGGAAAGGCUGCUGGAGGAAGCUGCUUCCUUGUUCAGAGCUGCUUCCUUGUUCAUGAGGAUAGGUGACCCCAGCGUUGAUGAGGAUGUUCAGAAGAAAAUGAGGGUGGAAUAUGAAGGAAUCAGGGAGGAAGCUCAGAGCAGGGUGAAACUGCUUGAGAAGAUAACCAAGGAACACGAGCAGUACAGCGCUAACGUCAACCAGUUUCAAUCGUGGCUGAGUGGUGUGACAGAAAGAUUAAACUGCUGCAUUGGAGAAGCAACCAAGUCUUCAGCAGAGGAGAAGUUAAAGACGUUGAAGGAAAUUGCCAAAAACAUUAGGAGCGGGGCAAAGAAAUUGAAGCAUCUUGAAAUUCAAUGUGCAGAGGUGAUUCACAACACGUCCCCCCUCGGAGCUGAGAAAAUGAAGGAUGAACUCGAAGAGCUAAGAAAAGCCUUGGAGAAGUUGAAACUGCUGAGCAGUGAGGAGGAGGAGAGGUUGCUCAAGAUCCAACAGUCAGAAAGUGCCUACGAGUCCCAGGCCAGACAAUUAGAAGCAGAUGUCCAGGAGCUGAGAAAAGAUCUACAGAGACUAGAAAAUGAGCUGGACCUUGGGGAAGGGGACAAGACUGAAGACGAGUUUGUAACUCUGUGGAGAAAAUGCAACGCAACAAGAGCAGCUCUGGCUGCAGAAGAGUCCAAGGUUGAGAGGCUGAAGGCUCAGCUUAAGGAACUGCUACGGUUUUCCCAAGAUGUGCAGCCACACGCCGAGAGUGUUGUCUCUGCAAUACAGCACUAUCAAAG